Messenger RNA from Cynoglossus semilaevis (tongue sole), 3119 nucleotides. It is a transcript of the gene dlx3b, whose product is annotated as distal-less homeobox 3b. Gene Ontology annotation, biological process: epithelial cell differentiation; regulation of transcription by RNA polymerase II; embryo development. The record is from RefSeq and is a predicted model, not a curated record. NCBI's taxonomy places the organism in Eukaryota, Metazoa, Chordata, Actinopteri, Pleuronectiformes, Cynoglossidae. Gene Ontology annotation, molecular function: RNA polymerase II cis-regulatory region sequence-specific DNA binding; DNA-binding transcription factor activity, RNA polymerase II-specific. The coding region runs from base 1164 to 2006 and encodes 280 amino acids. The transcript is spliced from 3 exons.
CAUUUUUGCAUAACUGUAUGUAAGGUACUCAAACUCAAAAUGUCGGGUACAUGUUGAAGUAAAUACAACAGAGGGCGCUGUGCACCAUGUUUUCAGUUGACAGCGAAGGUCGCAGGUAAAAGAAACAACAGAAUAAGAAUAAAUUAAUGAAGGAAUGAGAAAUAAAUACAUAUAGUCACACGGUUGUUUUAAAUGUAUUCAAAACGAUUAAAAUGUAAAUUUAUUAACUGACUGUAAAUUCAACUCUAACUCCAAUACUGAUAUUUGCAUCUACAAACGAACACAAACUCUCUUAUAUACACAAACUAACUGACACACACACACACACACAGGUAGGGUAGAAGAGUGGAAGAAUUGGCCCUCCGGCCAUAUCAGAUGAGGGAGUCUUUUGCCUAUCUCCUCCAUCUCUUUCAGUCUAAACUUCACUGUCCGCCACCACCUUUGAAUGACAAUGGCGGCGUGGGAGGCUGACGGCAGCCUCUCAAAGCUCUGAAUGAAGUCUGAUCUGUGCGCACUGUUAAGAAAACACUGCACACGACAGUAGAGGAGACACUGUGGCUGCAGGAGUGGGAUUUAAACCGGCAACGCUCUGAGGCCAACAUGUGGGAGCUGCUUGGUGUAGAUGAUGGAGCUCAAUGGUUGGUGCUGCUUUUUGUUGUUGUUGUUGUUGUUGUUGUUGUCCAAACAACAGUCUAAACAGUGAGCAGACACAGCGUAUGCAAAUCAAGUGGAAAAGUGGCAAAACACACCAGUACACUGGCUGAGGUAUGUGCUGCAGGGCACUAUGGGCAGGGAGGUUGGGUUUCAUCAGAACCUCGCCUGAAGCGCAGCUCAGAAAGGAGGAGGAGGGAGAGAGAGGAGGAGGCAGGCGAGGAGGAAGGGGGGGGGGGGGGUGAGCCAAUGAGAAGACAGCAUCCAGCCCAACUCUCUAUAACUCAGUGUGACUGAGGGUGAGAUGCCACAACUGAGUCUCAGCAGCGUGGAGUGUAACUGUGGACUAUAGCCUCUCACUUCCCGUGCGUCUUUGAGCGCGCGCACGCACAUACGCACACACACGUUCCCGAUCUAGACAGCUCUCAGCAUCCGAACUCCCUCAUCAAGACACGUCAAACCACUGGGACGUUUUUGUACGAACUUUGGACGGAAACGGCGCCUUGUCGACCAUGAGCGCCGCACAGACGUACGACAAGAAGAUCUCGAGUAUUUUGACCGACCUGCCAGGAUCUAUGAGCUGCCACCCGAGCUCCAAGGACUCCCCGACUCUGCCCGAGUCCUCGGUGACGGACAUGGGCUACUACAGUGGACAGACGGCGCACAACCAUCACGAAUAUUACCAGAGUCAGGCGUACGGACAGCCCAUGAACUCUUACCACCAUCAGUUCAACCUGAACGGCAUGGGAGCCGCAGGGGCGUACGCCACUAAAUCUGAAUACCCUUACACGAACAGCUACAGACAGUACGGACAUUACAACAGAGAUCACCUGCAGGCCUCACCUCCAAGCUCAGUGAAAGAAGAGCCAGAGCCGGAGGUACGCAUGGUGAACGGAAAGCCCAAAAAAAUCCGAAAGCCCCGGACCAUCUACUCCAGCUACCAGCUGGCUGCUCUGCAGAGACGCUUCCAGAAGGCGCAGUAUCUGGCUCUGCCCGAACGAGCCGAGCUGGCGGCUCAGCUGGGUCUCACUCAGACACAGGUGAAAAUCUGGUUCCAGAACAGGAGAUCCAAGUUCAAGAAGAUGUACAAGAACGGCGAGGUUCCUCUGGAGCACAGUCCCAACGCCAGCGACUCCAUGGCCUGUAACUCCCCUCCUUCCCCGACGGCCUGGGAGAACAGUACGGCUCAGAACACCCCCAUCAGCAGACCUCAGGUCCAGCAGCCGACACAAAGCUCGUCGCCGCCGUACCUGGAGGACUAUAGCAACCACUGGUACCAGCAGGGACCGCACCUACAGCACCCGGGCCCCAUGCACCACCCAGUCCCGCAGCAAAGCGUGGGAGCUGUUUAUUAACACUGACUUCCAAAAAGAAAGAAAAAAGAAAGUUCCCACUUUUUUUUUUACCCACCACCGUUCUCCAUAACGAGGUAUUCCCACAGAGACUCCGCAGAGCAAAGCUGGGACCUGACCCGGGAUCAGCUGACUGGUUUUUGGAUGACCGUGUUUUCAGAACUGGGUUUUCCACCUCAGAGCAGCAGAGGGGUGUUCUGCCCCCACGUGGCAGCGUAUUUAAAGGAUAUCUGGCGUGUUUUUUCCUCUCCUUUUUUGUUAAAUUAUUUAUCCCUCCUUUUGUAAUUUCUUUUUUUUAAUCUCAUUUCAUUUUGUUUUGUAAAUGAGCAGACCUAUACAAAGCCCCUCGACCCCUCACUUCAGGACUGUGCAGCUGACCCGUCUUACCGUGCGGGCGAGUUUGUACUGUAGACCCAGCGCCUUAAGAGAAAAAAGAGAAAAAUCUCAGGUCAUAUUUAUAAUGGAUUUGUACAAAAUUAAAAACGUGGAAGGUUGUAAAUAUGUGUUUAUAUGCAGAACCACUAUGAUCCUAUUUGUCGGACGGAACCAGCGCAGUGUGGCGCCUCCAGAACCAUUUUAUAUCAAUGUAAUUAGUUCACUUGUUGCCUUACUUUUUUUGUCCAUUGAAUAAAGGUGUUAAUUGCAUGUUCUGUGUCCAGAGCUUUUAUACUGGGAAGAAAAAGCAGAGAAGAGACUUCCCGUUGGUUCAGAUUCCUGCCUUUGACAAACAGCAGAGGAAAUUAAAUAUAAUUAAGUUUCUGCGUCGACUCGGUCUGGAUGAGUCUGUUAGAGACAGAGACAGAGACAGAGACAGAGACAGAAUAAACGACACAAACCAGUUUGACUUUUGAUUUGUUGAUGUUUACGCUGCUGCUCUUCACAUGUAAUGUCUGCGAGAGUGGAAAACCAAACUCCAUUCAAAGGUUAGAGCCAAUUAAAAACAUCUCAAUCAUUUAAUUAUUGCACCCUUUAUUUUGUCAUGUUCGUGUUUACAGCCUGUACAAAAUACCAGACGGGCCCUAAAUACAACGAGUUUGUUUUGUCUGCAUUUUUCACCCGUGUGUUUAUAAAGGAAGUUAGUAACACUGUGUGGCCCAGACAGAUUUAGAGGAGAGA